CUCCACACCGCCAAAAGGGCGACAUCAAAUCAGAUCGUUGAAGAAAAACUCUCUCUCUCUCUCUCUCUCUCUCUCUCUCUCUCUCGAACGCUCUGAAUGCGUUCCUUGGACAUUGGAACAAUGGAGGAGCCCUCUCAAAGCAUUUCAUCAGCUUUGGGGAAUUACCCUCUGUUUUCAGCUUUGGUUGCGUUUGUGAUCGCUCAGGCUAUCAAAUUCUUCACUACCUGGUUUAAGGAGAGACGAUGGGAUUUAAAACUACUUAUUGGAUCUGGUGGAAUGCCAUCAUCCCAUUCUGCCACAGUUACUGCUUUGGCAGUAGCUAUUGGGUUCAAGGAUGGCUUUGAAGGAUCUGUAUUUGCUGUUGCGAUGGUCUUCGCUUGUGUUGUGAUGUAUGAUGCGUUUGGUGUAAGAUUACAUGCUGGGCGUCAAGCAGAGGUAUUGAACCAAAUUGUGUAUGAACUGCCAGCUGAACAUCCUCUGGCCGACACAAGACCACUCCGCGAACUUCUUGGCCACACUCCCACUCAGGUCAUUGCUGGGGCAAUGCUAGGAUGCGUCACAGCCAUUGUUGCGCGCAUCCUUUCCUUGUUGUAGUCAGCAUUCCAGCUUUCUACGGGAAAGAGAGGUAUUUUUGUUGAUUACUGGGAUAUUAUGAGGAGGUCACUCUACAGGAAAGAGAGGUAUGGUUGUUGAUUACUGGGAUAUUAUGAGGAGGUCACUCUACAGGAAAGAGAGGUAUGGUUGUUGAUUACUGGGAUAUUAUGAGGAGGUCACGAGAUGAGAAGUUGCCUGCAUGGGCUCGAUCCUCUUCAUGGAGUUGUAACCGAACUGUUUGCUUGGGAUUGCUGCAUAAAUUCUUGUUUGUCUGGUUAGAUAAACCUGUUGAUUUAGUUGUUCAUUAGUAAUUACUGUCAUUCACUAUCUCUCUGUCAUUCGAUUUUUAGUAAUGUAACAUUCAUGAAUCAUAAAUGUUUCUGCGUGUACUAUAUAUAUAAGAUAAACUCUUAGUCAGGUUGGAAAU
This is a messenger RNA of Amborella trichopoda, 1021 nucleotides long. The record is from RefSeq and is a predicted model, not a curated record. NCBI's taxonomy places the organism in Eukaryota, Viridiplantae, Streptophyta, Magnoliopsida, Amborellales, Amborellaceae.